This is a messenger RNA of Brenthis ino (lesser marbled fritillary), 327 nucleotides long. Lineage: Eukaryota; Metazoa; Arthropoda; Insecta; Lepidoptera; Nymphalidae. The record is from the annotation of a GenBank genome assembly.
AUGGGCAAGGUUCCAUUUCGUGAUAUUUCACCUGCAUUGCAAGCUUUUAGAAAUUUCCUUCUUGGUAGAAAACAUACAAAUGCACUGAGAUUCGAGCCUUUAUUAGCAGCCAGGACUCAACCUCCACCCGAAAUUCCUGACGGACCCACCCAUAAGCAUGCCCACAACUACUAUUAUACUCGAGAUGGUCGGCGUGAAGUUACACCACCUCUAGUUAUAACCCAGCAGUUGCUUCCAGACAGUAGUGCCGACAAAGAUACUCCUAAAACUGCAGUGAAUGUACGGCCAACUCCAGGAAAAUUGUAUAACUGGGACAAACAUUAUGAA